This is a messenger RNA of Mesoplodon densirostris (Blainville's beaked whale), 6623 nucleotides long. RefSeq names its product transmembrane O-mannosyltransferase targeting cadherins 3 (gene TMTC3). Gene Ontology annotation, biological process: protein O-linked glycosylation via mannose. The transcript has 15 exons. Gene Ontology annotation, molecular function: mannosyltransferase activity; protein binding. The record is from RefSeq and is a predicted model, not a curated record. Gene Ontology annotation, cellular component: endoplasmic reticulum. NCBI's taxonomy places the organism in Eukaryota, Metazoa, Chordata, Mammalia, Artiodactyla, Ziphiidae. The coding region runs from base 190 to 3096 and encodes 968 amino acids.
UGUGACGGUACCGGGGUGCGGGGGAACCGCCUCGAGGCGGGAGGCGCGGCGGCCGAGGCGCGUCUGCACUGGUCGGCUGAACGAGGCGGACCAUGACUGUGCCUUCGGUGGCGUCUCUCGCCGGACCGCUCUUCCCGAGGUUUCUCUAAGCCAUUCCCUGGUGGAACCGCUCCCAGGACUUCCAAAACUAUGUUGAAUAACAGUGGCGAGAAUGGACAUCCUUGUCUUGUUCCUGAUCUUAGAGGAAAUGCUUUCAGUUUUUCACCAUUGAGAAUGAUGUUUGCUGUGGGUUUGUCAUAUACAGCCUUUAUUAUGUUGAAAUUUUGUCCACAAGUGCUUGUGGAAAAGAUGGCUGUUAUUAACCUCAAAGAAGUAACCUUAAUAAUAGGCGUAGUUGCUGCUUGCUAUUGGAACAGCCUCUUUUGUGGUUUUGUUUUUGAUGAUGUGUCAGCAAUACUGGAUAAUAAAGACCUGCAUCCAUCUACACCUUUAAAAACUUUAUUUCAGAAUGAUUUCUGGGGAACCCCUAUGUCUGAAGAGAGAAGCCACAAGUCUUACCGUCCUUUAACAGUAUUGACAUUUCGCUUAAAUUAUUUGUUUAGUGAACUGAAACCUAUGUCAUAUCAUCUCCUAAAUAUGAUUUUUCAUGCUGUGGUUAGUGUGAUAUUUCUUAAAGUCUGCAAACUCUUUCUGGAUAACCGGAGUAGUGUGAUUGCUUCUUUACUUUUUGCAGUGCACCCAAUACACACAGAAGCAGUAACAGGUGUUGUAGGAAGAGCAGAACUUCUGUCAUCUAUCUUUUUUCUAGCUGCAUUUUUGUCAUAUACCAAAUCAAAAGGACCAGAUAAUUCCAUAGUGUGGACUCCUAUCGCAUUGACAGUGUUUUUAGUGGCUGUUGCAACACUGUGUAAAGAGCAGGGAAUAACAGUUGUGGGAAUUUGCUGUGUGUAUGAAGUAUUUAUUGCCCAGGGGUAUACUUUGCCACUAUUAUGUACUACUGCUGGACAGUUUCUUCGCGGAAAGGGUAGUAUUCCAUUUUCUAUGCUGCAGACACUAAUAAAACUCAUUGUUUUGAUGUUCAGUACACUAUUACUUGUUGUGAUUAGAGUCCAGGUUAUUCAAUCCCAACUUCCAGUAUUCACCAGGUUUGAUAACCCAGCUGCUGUAAGCCCAACUCCUACAAGGCAGCUAACUUUUAACUACCUCCUUCCUGUGAAUGCUUGGCUUUUGUUAAAUCCUUCAGAGCUCUGCUGCGAUUGGACCAUGGGAACAAUACCACUUAUAGAGUCAUUUCUAGAUAUUCGAAAUCUUGCCACAUUUAUUUUUUUUUGCUUUUUGGGGGCUUUGGGAGUAUUCGGUCUCAGAUACCCUGGUAAUUCUUCCAAGACUGUUUUAAUGGCACUUUGUUUAAUGGCAUUACCAUUUAUUCCUGCAUCAAACCUUUUUUUCCCAGUUGGAUUUGUUGUUGCUGAGAGAGUAUUAUAUGUUCCUAGCAUGGGGUUCUGUAUUUUGGUAGCCCAUGGAUGGCAGAAAAUAUCAAACAAAAGUGUAUUAAAAAAGUUAUCCUGGGUUUGUCUGUCUAUGGUGAUACUCACUCAUGCCUUAAAAACACUUCAUAGAAAUUGGGAUUGGGAGUCUGAAUAUACGCUGUUUAUGUCAGCCUUGAAGGUAAAUAAAAAUAAUGCCAAAUUAUGGAAUAAUGUGGGUCAUGCUCUGGAAAAUGAAAAGAACUUUGAGAGAGCUUUGAAGUACUUCUUACAGGCUACCCAUGUUCAGCCAGAUGAUAUUGGUGCCCACAUGAAUGUAGGAAGAACUUAUAAAAAUUUAAAUAGAACCAAAGCAGCUGAAGAAUCUUAUAUGACGGCUAAGUCGCUGAUGCCUCAAAUUAUUCCUGGUAAAAAAUAUGCAGCCAGAAUUGCACCUAACCACUUAAAUGUUUACAUUAAUCUGGCCAACCUGAUACGAGCAAAUGAGUCCCGACUGGAAGAAGCAGAUCAGCUGUACCGACAAGCAAUAAGCAUGAGACCCGACUUCAAGCAGGCUUACAUUAGCAGAGGAGAAUUGCUUUUAAAAAUGAAUAAACCUGUCAAAGCAAAAGAAGCAUAUCUUAAAGCACUAGAGCUGGACAAAAACAAUGCAGAUCUUUGGUACAACUUGGCGAUUGUUCAUAUUGAACUUAAAGAACCAAAUGAAGCCCUAAAAAACUUUAAUCAUGCUUUAGAACUAAAUCCAAAGCAUAAGCUAGCAUUAUUCAAUUCUGCUAUAUUAAUGCAAGAAUCAGGUGAGGUUAAACUCAGACCUGAAGCUAGAAAACGACUUCUAAGCUAUGUAAAUGAGGAGCCACUAGAUGCUAAUGGUUAUUUCAAUCUGGGAAUGCUUGCCAUGGAUGACAAAAAGGACACUGAAGCAGAGAUGUGGAUGAAGAAAGCCAUAAAAUUACAAGCCGAUUUCAGAAGUGCUCUGUUUAAUCUGGCUCUCCUGUAUUCUCAGACUGCAAAGGAAUUAAUGGCUUUGCCAAUCUUGGAAGAGUUACUCAGAUACCAUCCUGAUCAUAUCAAAGGUCUCAUUUUAAAAGGAGACAUUCUGAUGAAUCAAAAGAAAGAUAUACUUGGAGCAAAAAAAUGUUUUGAAAAGAUUUUGGAGAUGGAUCCAAGCAAUGUGCAAGGAAAACACAAUCUUUGUGUUGUUUAUUUUGAAGAGAAGGACUUAUUAAAAGCUGAAAGAUGCCUGGUUGAAACAUUGGCCUUAGCACCACAUGAAGAAUAUAUUCAACGCCAUUUGAAUAUAGUCAGAGAUAAAAUUUCUUCAUCUAGUUUUGUAGAACAGCCAGUAUUCCCAGCUGGUAAGACUUCAGCUAUAGAAGGAGACAGAAUUCCAACUGAAAAUGAAAAAGAAAUCAAAAGUAAACCCAGACCCAUACAGAUAAUAAAACCAAGUGAUAAUAAAAGUCAGUCGAAAUCCAACAAACAGUUAGGAAAAAAUACAGACAAAGAAACCCCCCACAAAACAACAAAAGAAAUCAAAGAAAUUGAGAAGAAAAGAGUUGCUGCUUUAAAAAGACUAGAAGAGAUUGAACGUAUUUUAAAUGGUGAAUAACAUUACCCUUUAUCACGUGACAGUGGUUUCAAAGAACUUCAGUCUAUAUCAUGAUUACUUAUACUGAGAGCUUUGAAAAAUAGCAAGGAUACUAACAGUCUAUCAUAAGCUGCCUCUACGUAGGAUCAAAAUAAGAUUUUCAUUAAAGACCCUUUCAUUACCCCAGGGUAUGUAUUAUAUAUGACAGUAGUUUUUAGAGUUUUGGUGACUAUAGCAGAAAUUACAGGUGGCAAAUUUGUAUCUUUUCUUAUAGAAGGAAGAUUCUUUCAGCAGAAUAAUAUUGAUUACCCUCAGUUAAAAAUAAUCUGAGGCCUGAAUGGUAAUCCCAUGGGGGCAAAUCCAACAUGUGCUGGAUUAUUCUGUGAAUUCAUAUUUAUUAGCUAACUUCAUUUUUCCUUUAACUAUUGGAAUUUGACUAUGGAUUUGAAAACACUUAUUGAACACAUUCUUUUUUCUUCAGUAACCUUCUGUUUCCAAGGGACUUUGCACUACAAAAGAAUACUGGCUGUCUUUCUUUAUGUUGUAUUCUUUUUUUGAUUUUUAGAAGGAACACCAGACUAAACAUUUCAAAAUAAGUCAUAUGACAUUGUUAGCUUAAGAAUGUAUUUUCAUAACUGUGUGCUUGUCCUUAACUUCACUCUAAAUGGCUAUUUUUAAUUAGGUAAAGUUUUAAAUACAUAUACGCACACACAUUUCAGAUGGUGCUCAUAUAUACUGUAUUUUCAUUUUUUUACGUACUGAGGGUUUCACAGCAUGAACCACAUAAUCAUGACUCUUUGACUUUUAUUUCCCAAACUAUUCCUGUUUAUUAGGGUCAUAGUCAUAUUGAGAAGUCCCAGUAACUAUAACUUGAUUAAACUUUUGAGCUAAAACAUAGUAAGUUUCUCUUUCAUCUUAGUGUUAUCUUUCUAGUGUUACUUGAAUUUUAAUUUUGUUUCCAAAAACAUACCUUAAUUAUUCUUAGAUACCUUAGAUACCUAAAUUGAGUUCUGUUUAACUGAAGGCAAAACAAUGUGACAAAGUUUAUUUUUAAACACUAAGUUCUUGAUAUCUUAUGGUGUAUAUUUUUAUUAAAUAUUUAUUUUGACUACUGAGCUUCCACAAAAAAUUUAACGCUGUUUUAAGUCCAUCAAGUAUGGAAAAUAAAUUGCUAUUGCAUUUUUCUAUACAUGCAUAUAUUAUGGUUUAACCAAAAUUUCAUCAUUUUUGGCCUGUUGUCCAGCUAGGAAAAAGAUAAUUAGCCUAGUAUAUGAUUAAUAAAUUAGUCAGUAGGUUUUAGCAAAUUUAAACCUCAAAAAAUGUUAGUUUGAAGAGUAGAUACAAAUCAAAUUUAUUAAAUCUGACUUCUUUCAUGAGUUAGAAUGCAUUUUAUAAUACCUAAUAAAGUUGGCUUUAAUUUAAAAUGUUAAAGCUCAAGCUAUCAUCUUGGGAUAGUAACGAAUUUCUAAUUAUGUAGCAUUUCAAAAACUAUAUUUCUGUUCCUUUGAAAUAAUUAAUUUCUAAUUAUGUUUCAAAAACCAUAUUCCUGUAACUUUUUUCUUAAAGGGAUGUUUUAUAAAUAGGUCAUAAGAAACAUGAUCUGCAUUAAAGACCUACUCUUACUAGGUUCUCUGAGGCGCUGUCAUAGAUUAUUAUUUUUUUGUUUUUUUUGUUUGUUUGUUUGUUUUUUUGUGGUAUGCGGGCCUCUCACUGUUGUGGCCUCUCCCGUUGAGGAGCACAGGCUCCGGACGCGCAGGCUCAACAGCCAUGGCUCACGGGCCCAGCCGCUCCGUGGCAUGUGGGAUCCUCCCAGACCGGGGCACGAACCCGUGUCCCCUGCAUCGGCAGGCGGACUCUCAACCACUGCGCCACCAGGGAAGCCCUGUCAUAGAUUAUUUUUUAGGCAAUAUAAAGCGAGCACUGACACCAGUGGUAGUGCAUUUUUGACUCAUUAAAGCAAUACCUAAUUUCAGUUUUUAAAUUAUAGCUCUGUGACUCCAGAUAUAAGGUGGAGAAUACCUCAUAUACCAUGACUUGAAAAAUGAAAUUGUUAUUGUUGCAUUCUCUACAUAUAUCUUGAGAAGAAGUUUGAGUUUGAUCUAUUCUGUUAUAAUAUCAAGUGAGGAUAGUUCAAAAAAGUAGAAGGAAAUCUUUUAUGACAGCAGACCGUAAUAAAAGCUUUGAGUAAUAAUUUAAUAAAAUGAUGUAACUAUUCAAAAGAUAAAAGAUAUAUUAAUAUCCAAUGAUUUUUAUAGAAAAAAGCAUUUUCUCCACAUUAGCACUUAGAACAGUGCCUAUCAUGUAGGAAGUGCUCAUAUUUUGAAUAAUUUAUUUAAAUCAAAUUCACCCUGAGUAAUCAAUAACUUUUCCAAAUCAGUUGUUUCUCAACCCUCAUUUCAUACUAGAAUCAUCUAGACCCCACCCUACAACAAUUAAAUCUGAAUUUCUUAUGGGUAGAGCCAUACUUCAGUUUUUCCCAAGGCUCUCAGAGUGAUUCUAAUUUGUAGUCAGGGUUAGGGACCACUGCUCUAAAUUCGUUCAAGAAAAUCCUCUUAUCUCUCCUGUGUUAACUUUUAAAUGAGUGACAUAAUCCAAUUAAUUUUGAUGUUUUAACUUCCAUUAAGGAAUAUGCUCUUCUGAUACCUAGUAUUUAUUCCAUCUUAAGUUCCAUCAAGCUUGCUUAUGUGUGAGGUGAUUAUUUUUUCUCUUUAAAUUCAUAAUAUAAAUUUUAUUAAAGCUGUUCAGGUGAAAAAGACAAUGGAUAGUUUUUCCUUUGAAGCUGCCAUUUGGGGGAAAUGGAGGGUAGGAACAUUUUAGCCCAAUUCACUAACCUGUGUUUCACAGUGGUGAGCAUCUGUAAGUUUGAAAAAGAAAGCUUAUCAUAGGUUUAUGUACUAAUAAGGGGAUGUAGUUUUAGUUCGUGCUGUUUUACAGAAGAACCUACUCCCUCGGAGGUCUAGGAAAGCUUUGACAAUCCCCAAGGGACAAUUACGCUACUCCUUCACUCCUCAGAAGGAAGAAUUAACUUUUUCUCAUAUUGCUCUUAUAUGUGUGUCCUUACUAACAUUCAGAAUUGGGAAUUUUAUCUUAUAAUUAUUAUUCCAGUAAGUAAUUUUAUGAAGUUGAUGACUUGGAGGAUAAAGCAAAUAUGUUUGCAAUUUUGUCUUUACUUUUAUGUAGAUGUUUGGUAUGUGAAUUACUCAGUUCUGUUAAAACCUCAUGCCUUUCAUCUAAUUUGAGCUCUCAACUUCAUGUUACAGAAUGCUUCUUUAAGGAUGCUUUAAUGAAAAAUAUUACGAAAAUAUAUAGAUUUGUAUGUCAGUUUAUGCUUCAGAAAUCCAUAUAUUUGUCAUAUUUAUUUUUUUAAAAACCUAAUUGUCUGCAUGACUAAAUCAUAUUUAAAAUGAAAAUUCAAAUAUAUCUGGUACCUUUGUCUAGAGUUUUAUCUGUUGGAAGAUGUCAGCCAUCCAUGUUAAGUUUUCAUAAAAUAGUUGAUAAUUGUGUUCAUUUUAUAUUACUGUGGUGUCUGUGUGUACCAUAUUUCUAAA